Molecule: messenger RNA, 1098 nt
Organism: Trachymyrmex septentrionalis
Lineage: Eukaryota; Metazoa; Arthropoda; Insecta; Hymenoptera; Formicidae
Exons: 5
Coding region: 1-1098 (365 amino acids)
Source: RefSeq, a predicted model, not a curated record
AUGGAUUUCCAAAAUGUGAAUCCUCUGAAUGUUUGGCUGAACAUGAUAUCAGGUAACUUAUUACCAAUGACCGCUGAUAAUUCGUCGUUUCCGAUAUUUUGGAUAAUAUACGGUACUCUGAUAUGGUUGCUCGAAAUACUUCAAACAUGUGUGUUAAUUCCUGGGUGUUUUUUUGUGCCGAAAAAGAAAGCUCUGAAAGAUGGUGUAAUCGGUAUUGUGGUUGGUAUGGAAGUUAUUUGUACAAUUAUACGAAUUUGCACAUGUAGAGGACGAGUGAAACAGUUAAUUCGAAAAUUGAAUGAUGUUCUGAGCGUAGAUGACGAGAUAAUGAGGAAUAUAGUGAUAGAAACUAUGAAGUCGAUGGAGAAUCCUCUUAAAUUUUACUGGUCGGCAGGUGUAAUAUCCAUAAUAGUAUGGAGUAGUGAACCGUUUAUGUUGGUCUUUCAAAGAAAUUCCUUUUUCUAUGUAGAUUAUAAAAUGCCAGUUGUCUAUAUUAAAGAGCCAAUCACGACUAGUAUGUUUAUAUUUGGAAGUGUUAUUGUGACAAUGAGCAGCGCGUAUAUUUUUACAAAAAAAGUUGGUGUAGAUAGCUAUAUAAUAAAUCUGCUGCUGCUGAUAACGGCACAAUAUAAAUAUAUCGCAUUAAAGCUAUCAAUGAUAUUUCAAGAUAAAUUUCUUCAAAAUGAUCACAAUAAGUCUGACGCAGAGAAAUGUUAUCUCAAUAGAGAUGAUUACGUAAAAAAAAAAAUAAAGGUUUUAUGUCGGCAUCAUAAUACAGUGAUUCAUGUGCUCCUCGCUCUGAUGAAGAGAGACGGCAAGAUUCAUUACGUUGGCAUUAGUAAUGGAUCACGGCACGAUGAUAACCCAAACUCUUUGGCACCUCUAAAGAAAAUAUCCGUAAAUGCAUUACCAAAAAUACCAUCAGAAACUUUGUGGGAAAUAUGUUCGAUUAGUAUGUACGGAAUCGGUGGAGUAGUGCAGCUCUACAUAAUAUGUUUUUGUAUGCAACAGCUAUUAGAUGCGAGUGUUAAUAUAACGGAGUAUGCAUUUCACGAAAAAUGGUAUCAAUAUGGAAAGAAUAUGAAACGAUUAAAGUAG